Plasmodium fragile is the source of this 1164-nucleotide messenger RNA. RefSeq lists its product as uncharacterized. The transcript has 2 exons. The annotation marks the transcript as partial. Gene Ontology annotation, cellular component: endomembrane system; membrane. The record is from RefSeq and is a predicted model, not a curated record. Lineage: Eukaryota; Apicomplexa; Aconoidasida; Haemosporida; Plasmodiidae.
GUAAAAUUUGGGCCCAUCAUCGAGCAUAAUGAUAUCAACGUAAAUAAAAUCGGCUUCUUCUCCAACAUUUUUCUGGACGAGGAAAAUAAUGAUGUAAAGCAAUCCAUUGUCAACCCUACACAGCGUGGAAAUACCAUCGAAAUUGAGUGCUCUCCAAUCUCGCUGCCCCACUUCAAUCUGUACAAUAUUCUCAUCUUUAAUGUAAAUUACGCAAAGGAAAAAUAUAAAUUUGUCACGCACGAUUUAGAUGACUUGGUCAUACACUUUUGUGGGAAUAUCAAUUUGUGCCUCAUCAUAUGUAUUCUUUGUUUCAUCCUUCUGAUGAUGGAUCUGGUGGCUCUAGCAUUUGAUUGGAGUAGCUGGAACAGGCUGUAUGACUUAUAUUCCUUCUCAUCGGAUGCGGUUCAUUUUAAGUUACUUUUCACCUUGUUCAUAUUUCUUUAUUUGAAAAAUAAAAAUAGCUGCACAAUAUUGAUGGCCUUUUGUGCGGCCAAGAUGGCCGUCUGCCUUUGGAAGCUGCUAGACCGUUACGACAUUGAACUUGUGGAGGUCUAUCCGUACGUGCGCAUUACGCGCAGCACCGGGGAGACCGGCGGACGUGAGGGGGGCGCGGACAGCGGCAGUGGCAUCCCAGGCAACGAUAAACCAAGCAUUGACAAAGCAAGCAUUGACAGCGGUGCGGGCAUGCACAAGAAUCAGGCGCAGAACGAAGUGGAGGGAAUGGAAAAAUAUAUAAAAAUAAAAAUGCCCUAUGUGAUGAUGUGCGCAAUACUAUUUACGUGUGCAUACAAUUUUAUAUACACUCCGUACGACUCAGUCUUCUCCUUCAUCAUUCACACGUCUGCCGUUUGUUGCUACUUGUUUAACUUCCUCUUUAUGUGUCCCCAGAUAGUGCGAAAUUACUCCACUAAAACGGUGGAACGCGUGCCCCUGUUUUUUUUCUUCUUCCUUUUUUUAUAUGUGCUCAUGGACGACCUGUUUGCGCUCGUGCUCCGCAUACCCCUUGUGCACAAGUGGAACGCUCUGGGCGACGACAUUGUGUUUUUUAUUUUUUUGGUGCAAUAUUGCCUAUAUAAGAAGGGGAGCUCCCGGGUGGGUGCCAGUGAGGUAACCGCCAUGCCCCAGGCCGCCAAGGCACAGCGUGAGUCCAAAAAGAGGAAGUGA